UGCUGUUUGAUUUUCUCCCCCCUCUGCUAGGCAGGUCAGUGACUUUGUCCCCCAUCACCUGUCUGCUCUCGCUCUUGCCUGGAGACAUUGCUGCAAUGCAGAACGCCAUGUCAGGUUUAACACUCUCUCUGCUUUUACUGCCGCUGUGCGCUGCCGAUGUCUUCCUGAGGCCGUAUGAUGCCCAUUCCGUCCUGCACCGCCCCCGGCGAGCCAACACUGGCCUGCUGGAGGAGCUGAGGCAGGGCAGCCUGGAACGGGAGUGCAUCGAGGAGGUCUGCGACUACGAGGAGGCACGGGAGGUCUUCGAGGAUGACGCCUUGAUGAAUCGGUUUUGGACGAUGUACAGAAACCGCAACCCAUGUGAUCCCAAUCCAUGCCUCAACAACAGAAAUUGUGUCCAUUUUCAAUCGAUCUAUCAAUGCCAAUGUCCGAGGGGUUCCAAGGGAGACACUGGCAAGAAGGUUGGUGAGCCACAAAAACGACUGCACCUAGCAGGUCCCCAGCCACAAAAUGUGCUUUUAUAGUGCCGUUAUAGUCUUAUUGCCUUUGUUGAGUCUAUAACCAUGUCAAACGGUGAUGCAUGAUACGUGAUAAAGGACCAGUGUGUGGCUCAGUGGGUUUGGAGAGUGUUUCCCAAUCCGGUCCUUGGGAGCCCACAGCCAGUCCAUGAUUUCGCUGCCUCCAUGCUUUAGGUGACCACCCAAUCCACUCUGAGCUAUUUCAGGUUUUACAGCCUACUUUAAAACUGAAAGGCUCCCAUGUUUUGUUCAAUUGUUUGGUUUGCCUUAUACCUUUACUGGUAUGUUUCCUUGAUUGAAAGACUCAUCCAACUGUUUCACAUUAACACUAGUGACACAUGCAUGAUAAUAGGAGACUGACCAAUCAGCACUCAGCAAGAACUCAGUGAAAUAUGGGUCCUUUUAAUUGAAAUCUUUCAAAUGGUACGUCACAAACCCUUUCAUAGCUCAUAGUAUCCCUCCUGACAUUGAUUAGGUGGUUAUCCUAUUCAUGGUCCCUUCCAGGCAGACCACAUUUCUGCUCCCAGCUGGGAGGGAGCAAAAACAUGGACUGCUGUAGGUCCCCGAGGACCGGAUUGGGAAACACUGGGUUAGGAUACUGCGCCUGUGACAAGGUCACCGAGCUGAAGCCCAUUCUUGGCAGAAUAGUCACAUUGGGCCCUUCAGCAACUGCCCUGAAAUGCUCGAGGCGUCCCAGAUAAAUGAAGCAUCUCUGGUGACCCCACACUGUGUCAGACUGGGCUUCAUAUCGGGGAGAGGAGAUCACUGUAGAGGAUUCCGUGACACAGGAAACAGUUCCCCACCCCACCCGCAAGCCGAGUUUACUCCGUUUCCCACAGCCAGAGUAGCGAAACACUGAAGUGUCGCUAUCUGAACGGGGACUGUGAGCACUUCUGCAACGAUACAGGGGGACAGGUAAUGUGCGCGUGUGCUGAUGACUACGCCCUGGCAGAGGACGGGCGGAGCUGCAUCGCUCAAGGUGAGGAGAUUGGGAGAUAGUGGGGGUAACUGUAAUGCCUGCAAUAGACAGCAGGUGAUGUAGCGAUUACGGAUGUGAACUGGUAACCUGAGGCAUUACAGUUGAAAAUUGAAAAUUGAAAGUUUCAUUUUUGGAACUAAAUGUAUUUAAUACACAGCCCCCCCCCCCCCCCCCCCCCCCCCAUGUGAAACUUUGUAACACAGUUUGUUGUACCGAGCUGUUUGCUUGUCUCACAGUGCAGUAUCCCUGUGGUAAGGUGCCACUCUUGGAGGCCUCAAAACUGCAGGCCAACAAGACAAUGAGAGAAUCAGAGUAUGGCCAGUACUGCCCGAAAGGCCACUGCCCCUGGUGUGAACCCUCAACCGCAACCACGAGUGACCUUUGCUCAGAGUCCCACAGAGGAAAGCUGGGAAGUCUCAAUGCGACCAGAAAGUCACGUACAUCUGUGGUUGCCAGGGGAGAAAGGGGAAGACUAUCGGGGACUCUGAGACUACAGGGGGCAUGAGGGUGGAUAUUGGUUUGGAGCUCAUUUGGGAGAAUUUUUCAAGGGCUCAGCCAUGUGUUUGUGCAACCUAGAUUGUUACUUGUAGUUGGUUCAUUUUGAUGUUCUGAUCUGUAACU
Molecule: messenger RNA, 2118 nt
Organism: Brienomyrus brachyistius
Lineage: Eukaryota; Metazoa; Chordata; Actinopteri; Osteoglossiformes; Mormyridae
Product: vitamin K-dependent protein Z-like
Exons: 4
Coding region: 96-524 (142 amino acids)
Cellular component (GO): extracellular region
Molecular function (GO): calcium ion binding
Source: RefSeq, a predicted model, not a curated record